Musca vetustissima is the source of this 1548-nucleotide messenger RNA. Its product is annotated as UDP-glucosyltransferase 2-like. NCBI's taxonomy places the organism in Eukaryota, Metazoa, Arthropoda, Insecta, Diptera, Muscidae. The transcript has 3 exons. Bases 1 to 1548 code for a protein of 515 amino acids. The record is from RefSeq and is a predicted model, not a curated record. Gene Ontology annotation, molecular function: UDP-glycosyltransferase activity.
AUGAAAAGUGAUACAAUUGUGGUCGUUUCGAUUUUAUUAAUUUCAACAACAUUCCCUAGCUUUGGAGAUGGAGCAAAAAUUCUAUCUAUCUUUGGUUAUCCCGGACCAUCGCAAUAUUUUUUCAUAUCACCUCUGCUGAAAGGUUUGGCGAAAAGGGGCCAUGAAGUUGUUUCCAUUUCAACUUUCCCACAAAAGGAACCAGUACAGAAUUUUCGCGAUAUUGCCGUAAUGGAAAAUUCGCAAUUAUUUGAGAUCACUGACUCAUACUUCUCGGAGUUUAUGAAUUUGGCUCGUACCGGUGAGACAAUGGUCACAAAUAUUCUCGAAAAUCCCGAAGUAAAGAACGUGUUGGCGGAAGAAAAAUUUGAUCUACUUAUUGUAGAAAUAUUUUUCUCUGAAGCUUUAUUGGGGUUGGGAGAAUAUUUCAAGGCACCUGUUAUUACGGUAUCCACCUUCGGUACUGUUAACUUCAUGGAUUAUUUAGUACAAAAUCCAUCACCAUUAUCAUAUGUACCCCAUCUUGCCAUGCCAUAUGGUGAUCAUAUGUCCCUCCUCGAAAGAAUGCAUAAUGUGAUAAUGCAAACACUGGAUGAUUUAAACUUCAAUUAUUGCAUGAUGCCACUACAAGAGGAGCUGUAUCGGAAAUAUUUCCCCCAAGCCACCUUGACUUUGGAUGAGGCGCGUAAAAAUGUAUCCUUGGUGUUGCUGAAUGACCACUUCAGCCUGCGUUCCGCCCGGCCAUAUGUACCCAAUAUGAUUGAGGUUGGUGGCUUGCACAUAAAACGUCAACCCGAUCCAUUGCCUCAAGAUUUGCAAGAAUUAUUGGAUAAAUCGGGACAGGAUGUUAUUUACUUUUCGCUGGGUUCCAAUGUUAAAAGUAAAGAUUUAUCAAAGGAAAAAAUAAAAAUGUUCUUGGACGCAUUUCGUAAUUUAAAAUACACCAUUUUGUGGAAAUUCGAAAAUGACACCUUGCCAAAUAAACCGAAGAAUGUCAUAAUUCGGAAAUGGUAUCCUCAACCAUCGGUAUUGGCUCAUCCCAAGGUUAAAUUGUUCAUUUCGCAUGGUGGUUAUUUAAGUACCACGGAAACAAUAUUUCAUGGUAAACCAAUUCUCGGCAUACCUCUACUGGGAGAUCAAUUUAUGAAUGUUAAGAAUGCUGUAAAUGCAGGAUAUGCCUUAAGUCUUAGCCUGGAGCAGGUUACAUCCGAAUCCUUAAAGAAAACUAUUUUGGAACUCUUAACAAAUCCCAUUUAUACACAGAAUGUGCAGCGCCGCUCCAAACAGUUUAGAGAUACCCCACUGACACCUUUGGAAACUGCCAUCUAUUGGGUGGAAUAUGUGUUGCGUCAUGAAGGAGCUGUUCAUAUGCGUAAUGCCGGUGUUGAUUUGAAUUUCUUUCAAUAUCAUAAUAUUGAUGUUUAUUUAAUAUUGUUGACCGCUUUGGUUGCUAUUGUUAAAUUGUUAAUUGUUUUUGUACGUUUAGGGAAACAUCUGUUUGUAGAUGCUGAUCAUAAUGAUGGGAAAUCGAGAAAAGCUAAAAUAAAUUGA